AAGAAGGCCGGCAGACAAACUGAUCAUUGUCAUUCAUCUGAGGAAGCCUCGUCCGCUCCUGCUCCGAACGAGAUGCAGUGCAGCUGCAGCUCCUCAGUGGGACACCUUUCAUCACCUUACUGGAGCAGAACAGUGCUUUUCCCUGAUUGGGCGUACAAACCGGCGUGGUCGCCAGGGUCCAGGCAGGUGCAGCUGUGGCACUUCCUGCUGGAGCUGCUGGGGCGUGGCGAGGGUGGGGCCAUCGGCUGGGGAGGAGAGUGGGGCGAAUUCGUCAUCCGUGAUCCAGAGAGGCUCGCCAGGCUGUGGGGGGAGAGGAAGGGCAAACCACACAUGAACUACGACAAGCUUAGCCGGGCGCUCAGAUAUUACUACAACAAACGCAUCCUGCACAAGACCAAAGGGAAAAGAUUCACCUACAAGUUCAACUUCAACAAACUCAUCCUGGUCAACUAUCCAGGACACCCACCACCUCCUCCUCCACCUCCAUCCAGUCAUCAGCUGGUACAGAGCGGCCCUCUUCCCUUCCCUCUCCUCCCCUCUGAGAGUGGUCUUCCUCUGUGUGGAGGAGCGGCCUCAAUGAUGGACAGAGCAAUCCUCCCUGUGCCUCACCCCUUCCUGUUCCCUUGCUGCCUCCCAAAGCCCAUCUCCACACCUCACGCUCUCCACGGCCACUACCCCUUCAUCUCUGCUCCUGCACAUUCAGGGUCCGACCCGAGGGAGCUGAAGGAGUCAGGUCUGCCGCCUCUGACCUCGCUCGGCGCUAACGUCUGGCCCCACCGGAGCCCUGGACGCUGGGAUCAUCUGAACCACUUCAGUCGAAGCCUGUUUGUUGGAAUGAGGCAGACAGAGAGUGAAGGAGAGGGGAGGAGAGGGGGGAGUAACACACUGAUGGGGGAGAGGGAGUGAAGAGAAAGGAACACAC
This is a messenger RNA of Labrus bergylta (ballan wrasse), 922 nucleotides long. Its product is annotated as ETS domain-containing transcription factor ERF-like. Gene Ontology annotation, cellular component: nucleus. The record is from RefSeq and is a predicted model, not a curated record. Gene Ontology annotation, biological process: cell differentiation; regulation of transcription by RNA polymerase II. Gene Ontology annotation, molecular function: DNA-binding transcription factor activity, RNA polymerase II-specific; sequence-specific DNA binding. NCBI's taxonomy places the organism in Eukaryota, Metazoa, Chordata, Actinopteri, Labriformes, Labridae.